Messenger RNA from Epinephelus moara (kelp grouper), 957 nucleotides. RefSeq lists its product as uncharacterized. The transcript is spliced from 7 exons. Gene Ontology annotation, molecular function: signaling receptor activity. Bases 76 to 957 code for a protein of 293 amino acids. NCBI's taxonomy places the organism in Eukaryota, Metazoa, Chordata, Actinopteri, Perciformes, Serranidae. The record is from RefSeq and is a predicted model, not a curated record. Gene Ontology annotation, cellular component: cell surface.
GAACUUAGUCAUUUAGAGAAGUGAGAAGUUUCUGAAACGAAAGAGAGGCAGUGUUAAACCAUCAGAGCCUCAAACAUGAACGUCUAUCAGACUUUGAUCUGCCUCUUCUUCCUCUCAGCACUGUGGGACACUGGUGUCAUCAAUGCACGAGGCCACAUCGUUACAGGAGCUGAAGGAGGAAACAUCACAGUUGUGUGUAACUUCAGUUUGUCUGGAAGAAGAAGGCUCUUCUGUAAGGAAGAAUGUAAAGAUGGAGACAUUCUCAUUGACACAGAUGAGGUCACAGCUCAGAGAGGCCGAUACAGCAUCAAAUAUAAAGAAGGAACUUUUCCAGCAUCGUAUACACUUCUGAAUGUGAGCAUCAGAAAUCUGACUGAGUCUGACUCAGGACGAUACAGAUGUCGUUUGCUCAGAUCAUUCCUCCUCAUACCAACAUACUCAGAGUUUGAGAUCAGAGUUAAAGAUGCUCCAACCUCUUCAGACCCAAACUGGACUCUUCCACCUGUUACAGCAUUUGUACCAUCGACCUCCACACUGACGACAUCACAGAGUUUAAGCUCCACAUCUUCAUCAGCCUCCUCUGAAGGCACCAAGCAGCCUCAACAGCAACACACAACACCAGCUGCAGGUUCAGCUGCCAAAGGUCCGCUGCUGUUUGUGGGUCUGACUCUGCUCAUCAUGUUGAUCAUAUUAUCAGCAGCUUUGAUGAUGUUCUGCAGGAAGAGGGCCAGUAAACCCAAAGCAGCUCCUGUGGAAACCGAGUAUGCUGAUGUCACAGAGACCAACAGAGUGUAUGAGGAGAUCAGAGAGGAGGACAGAAAGAGCAGAUCUCCUCCUGUAGAAAUGUCCACAGUUUACUCUUACGUCAAACCAAACAGAGUCAAAACCUCAGACGAAUGCAGCCUUGUCACUGCAGCCACUCCUCAGAGGAACACAAACCAGCUCAAACUGUCUUAG